AUGGGAAGUCCUGAACAAUCGAACCUCCGUGGUCCAUGCUUGGGUAUGCAGAGCAUGGCGAAACCUCCCGUUCCGAUGGCCGAGGAUCACCCGGACCCGCCUCCCAGCUUCUUUGGCAUCUCCUUCCUCAAGCCGCCUAUGCCGGAUUUUCCAGAGGAAGCACGGCUGAAGAAACUGCCGAGCCGCCCCUUGAUCGAAGAUGAGGAUGAGUUUGAGGCGGUCAUCACGUUUCCAGAUGGAGACUUUGUACGGGCGACUAGCGCGGGCAGUAGUGGAAAAGGGACCGCUUCAACGGUGGACACUGUCAGCUCAUCCUGGGACAGUGAGGCUUGGAGGCGUGAUCUGCCCCCAGGAACCAUCAUCGCGCCGGAUCGCCGGCUUCACGAGCGCCAUGUUCGCAAGAUGAAUCGCUUCCUACAUGAUGUCGAGCUGGCACCGAAGCAGUUCAGUGGCAUCAUCCGCAGCAGGCGCCAAGAUCAGUGA
Molecule: messenger RNA, 483 nt
Organism: Symbiodinium natans
Lineage: Eukaryota; Dinophyceae; Suessiales; Symbiodiniaceae
Source: the annotation of a GenBank genome assembly